AUGACAACGCUCAGCUCGGAAAAAGCACGUCUCCAGAAAGUGGCGGACCUUAUGCUUGAGAUAUACGAGGAACUUUCCAGAAUGCGCUAUAUUCAACGCGCGGGAAUUAGGCGCGGGCCACACAACCUAACCCACCUGGAGGCUGCCUAUGACGAGCUCGACCUGGACUCAUCAAUAAAAUAUCUCUACAGCAUCCUACCAUAUAUUGAUCCGCUUGCUGCGGGGAAAGACUCAUUCUCUCGAAUCGGCGAGUUUACCGAUUUCAGGGAUAUCGAGCAAGCCGAACGAAGCCGCGACCCAUUUUAUGGGGAUCCCUCGGAUCCGAAUUUCGAGGAUGAAAAUGGCCCGUAUAUCCAGCCCUGGGUCACACCAUUGACCAGCCUGGGUAAUCAUGGCAGCGUCAUGUUAUAUGAUGCACGCCGACAUGUCAUUUGGAUUAUUGAUCAGGAGAGCUGGGACACGACCGAUCCCGCUCUUGAAGGUCAUCCGACGAAAGAACCGCAGUCGUUGAAUCGGAAUAGCUUUGAGCAUAUUCCGCACAGAAAUGCUGAGGCGGCUCUUCGGGAUAUUUUGCGAUCGUAUCGCUCUUUAGAAUGGAUUCCAGGUAGUGGGGAGAACACCGGGCUGGAAUGGGAUGGGUCCAUUCUUUCGUUAAGGGAGAUGUACCUUGAAAAUGGGUGGCCUGAUGCGUUUAAUGGAGAUGCAUUUGAGGUGGCGCAAGCGAGGUCAUUUUGUGUAUAUAUACUGCAGGAAGAUACAGAUCAUAGGCUAGAAGGAGAAAACCUGGUGCACGCGGAAAUGGCAUGCUUGCGGGGAAAGCUUGAGGAUGCGCGCGCCGAAGUGGACGAUUGGAAAACAAGGACUCAAAACGAAGAGGACCCAGAGGAGCUCGAAGAACUAAAAAAGAUGCUUAUAGUAUCUGAAGGAACUGUCGCUAUUUAUCAGAGAGCAGUCAAAGCAGCAGAAGCGGGUACAGGUUCUCAAGGUUAA
Messenger RNA from Penicillium roqueforti, 990 nucleotides. RefSeq lists its product as uncharacterized. Lineage: Eukaryota; Fungi; Ascomycota; Eurotiomycetes; Eurotiales; Aspergillaceae. The record is from RefSeq and is a predicted model, not a curated record. The transcript has a single exon. Bases 1 to 990 code for a protein of 329 amino acids.